Guyanagaster necrorhizus is the source of this 552-nucleotide messenger RNA. RefSeq lists its product as uncharacterized. The transcript has 2 exons. Lineage: Eukaryota; Fungi; Basidiomycota; Agaricomycetes; Agaricales; Physalacriaceae. The record is from RefSeq and is a predicted model, not a curated record. Bases 1 to 552 code for a protein of 183 amino acids.
AUGGACAGCGACUGGGACGAAGAAGUGACUUCGGAUUUACAUGCUGGUGAAGCUGAAUGGACCAAAAUGUCAUCGGAAUUCACUAAUACCGGGUAUCGUGAGGGCAUAACUGCAGGCAAAGAGGCUGCUUUACAGGAGGGCUUCGACGCUGGAUUUGCCCAGGUAGGCGUGCCCAUAGGACACGAAUUGGGACUCCUCCGGGGCAUCGCGUCCGUUCUUGCAGCAUUUCUCUCUUCUGCAACAGACCAGGGCCAGGAAGAGGCUCGGAGUAUUUCCUCAGCAUUGUCGAGCAUUCGAUUCUCCGAUAUCGCGCCUCGAGACUUGGAGGCGGAGGAGCACGCUCGUGAACAUCUCGAGGACGGCGCGCCCGAACUGGAGGAGAUUGACGAGAAGAAGAAGAUGGAGGAUCUCGAGGAUAUGUUGAAUAGGCUGUCGGCUGGAAAGUCUCUCAGGGCUGACGAGGCACGGCCUACCCUGGAGGAUCUUCAGCAUCUAAGGGAGCGUUUGAAGAAUCUGAUGGAAAGACUGGGCCUGGAUGUGGAAAGAAGUUGA